This is a messenger RNA of Spodoptera littoralis (African cotton leafworm), 1275 nucleotides long. Lineage: Eukaryota; Metazoa; Arthropoda; Insecta; Lepidoptera; Noctuidae. The record is from the annotation of a GenBank genome assembly.
AUGUGGGAACAAAUUAUAGAAUAUUUAAAAGAUCCAUUAUUAGUGAUUAAAGUACAAAACUUUUUUGGUGUAACUUAUAAAAGCAAUCAAAGUACACAAGAAAAUGAAUCAGCGUCAGCCGAAGUGGUACAUUCAGAUAGAGUGGACCGUUUGGCCGAGGAGAAUGAUGUGAAACAGCACAAGAGGAUUCCUAGUAACAUAUCGAGUAGUUCGCAGUCCUCUGCUUAUGACACUGAUAGUUCUGGAGACAGCGGCGGGAAGGAUGUUGUGGAGUAUCGCAUAGACAACAAGUUCUGGUACUACCUGUUCGUGCUGGGCACUGAGUUGGGAGACGAGAUAUUCUACGCGACCUUUAUUCCGUUUUGGUUCUGGAACAUUGAUGGAGCUGUUGGCAGGAGAGUGGUGCUGGUUUGGACUGUAGUCAUGUAUAUUGGUCAAGGCUUCAAAGACAUAAUCCGCUGGCCUCGUCCAGGCUACCCAGUGAAGAAGCUGCAGCAGAAAUGGGCAGUAGAGUACGGAAUGCCAUCAACACACGCUAUGGUGGGAGUGUCCAUACCAUUCUCCGUGUUAUUAUACACCAUGGAUAGGUACCAGUAUCCUGUACAUUGGGGUAUGGUCAUCGCGGUCUCAUGGUGCACACUAAUUUGUGUCAGCAGGGUCUACCUAGGAAUGCAUAGUGUGUUGGAUAUAGCAGCUGGGUUGCUGUUGGCGACGGCGCUGGUGUCGGUGCUGAUCCCGGUGGUGGACCAUCUCGACGGGUUCCUGCUCACCUCGCAGUUCUCACCGUUCCUCGUCAUAGCUGCCUCCAUUCUAGUCAUCGUAUUCCAUCCUAAUGCUGACAAAUGGACGCCUACCAGAGGCGACACCACGAUGAUAGUGAGCGUGUGUGCGGGCAUCCUGUUCGGCUCCUGGACCAACUACCAGCUCGGUAACAUGGUGGCCAGUCCGCUGGACCCGCCCUACGAGAUCAUAUGGCCUUCCAAGGAGAUGUUGGGAUGCACCAUCCUCAGAACCAUACUCGGUUUCUGUGGAGUCCUCGCGACCAGAGCCAUUGGCAAAUCUGUGUCUUACGCCUUCGUGUGUGCCCUACUCGGGAAGGAUAAGAACGAACUACGCAACUCAGAGGACAGUCUAGACAAUAAGAAUAAAAUUAUAGUGGAACUAAGUUAUAAAUACUUCACGUACGGCAUGAUCGGGUUCAAUACGACGUACGUUUUUCCAAAUGUGUUCUCUCUGCUAGCGAUCAACAGGCCCACCUACUACACGGAGAUUUAA